This is a messenger RNA of Endocarpon pusillum Z07020, 288 nucleotides long. RefSeq names its product 26S proteasome complex subunit sem-1. NCBI's taxonomy places the organism in Eukaryota, Fungi, Ascomycota, Eurotiomycetes, Verrucariales, Verrucariaceae. The transcript has 3 exons. Gene Ontology annotation, cellular component: proteasome regulatory particle, lid subcomplex; proteasome complex. The record is from RefSeq and is a predicted model, not a curated record. Gene Ontology annotation, biological process: mRNA export from nucleus; proteasome assembly; double-strand break repair via homologous recombination. The coding region runs from base 1 to 288 and encodes 95 amino acids.
AUGUCCGGCGCCGCGCAGGGUUCAAGUACGACAGCUAAACUUGGAGAAGACGAAAAAGCAGGACGAGAACCGCAAAAAGAGCAGCAGACCCAGCAGCCUGCGUUACUAGAAGAGGACGACGAAUUUGAGGACUUUCCAGUGGAAGAUUGGACAGAAGAGGAGAGCAAAGUACCUGGAGGAAAUGCACAUCUGUGGGAGGAGAGCUGGGACGACGAUGACCAGAAUGAAGACUUCUCGAAGCAGCUCAGAGAAGAGCUGAAGAAGGUCGAGGCAGCGAAAUCAUCAUGA